AUGGCGAGUUCCCGCUCCUACUGCCUUCUUCUGUUGCUAAUCGCCUCCGACUCCUUCAGUUGCCACGUACUGGGAGCUAAGCACUUGGAUGGUAAUUUAAAAAAAAAAAAAAACCCCCUUGAAUACAUUGGUCGCUGUUUUCUUUUCCCUGCACCUAAUCUCCCCCACUUGUUUACAUUCUUAACAGGGUUCCUGAACAACGGGAACUUCGAGCAGAGCCCAAAGCCCAGCAACCUGAAGAAAACGGUGCUGAAGGGCACCAGGUCGCUUCCAGGGUGGGAAACAAAGGGCCUGGUGGAGUUCAUUGCUGGUGGGCCGCAGCCCGGCGGGAUGUACUUCCCCGUGGCCCACGGGGCCCACGCGGUGAGGCUGGGCAACGAGGCGACCAUCUCCCAGACCGUGGCCGUGAAGCCAGGCUCGCUCUACGCCCUGUCCUUCGUCGCCUCCCGAACCUGCGCUCAAAACGAGGUGCUCACCGUCUCCGUGCCGCCGCAGUCCGGAGAUCUGCCGCUCCAGACCUUGUACUGCAGCAACGGCGGCGACACGUAUGCCUGGGGAUUCAAACCGAACACAACCCUCGUCAAGAUCACGUUCCACAACCCCGGUGUUCAAGAAGAUCCCGCCUGUGGCCCUCUCAUCGACGCUGUCCACCUUAAGGAGCUCCUCCCUCCAUUUCCCACCCGAGACAAUUUGGUGAAGAAUCCAGGGUUUGAGGAAGGGCCCCGCAGGCCUUUGACCCACAGCGGCAACGGAAUCCUCCUCCCGCCAAAGCAAGAGGACAAAGUCUCCCCACUCCCCGGCUGGAUCAUCGAGUCCCUCAAAUCCGUCAAGUACAUCGACGCGCAGCACUACAACGUCCCCGUCGGAAAGUCGGCGGUGGAGCUGGUGGCCGGUCGAGAGAGCGCCAUCGCUCAGAUCAUCCGGACCGUACCGGGGAAGCUCUACGCCCUCACAUUCGCCGUCGGAGAUGCCAAAAACGAGUGCCACGGCUCAAUGGCCGUCGUCGCCUUCGCCGCCAAGGACAGCUUCACGGUUCCCUUCCAAUCCAGCGGGGACGGCAAGUUCAAGAACGCCAGCUUCAAGUUCAGAGCCAUCUCUGCAAGGACGAGGCUCACUUUCUUCAGCUCCAAUUACCAUACCAGGAAAGACGAUUACGUCUCCCUUUGCGGUCCGGUUAUUGAUCAAGUCAGGGUUUUCCCCAUUAAGGCCUAG
Molecule: messenger RNA, 1212 nt
Organism: Linum tenue
Lineage: Eukaryota; Viridiplantae; Streptophyta; Magnoliopsida; Malpighiales; Linaceae
Source: the annotation of a GenBank genome assembly